AUGGCACCAAAGAAGACUGUCGGCAUCCUGGGCGGUGGCCAGCUGGGCCGCAUGCUCACGCACCCCGCCGCGUUGCUGGGUAUCCCCCUCCUCAUCCUCGACAAGGGCGGAUACACCCCGGCCAAGCAGACCCUGCUCGCGCCCCCUGGCACGACCCACCCCGACGGAGCCUUCACCUCGGAGGAGCACAUCCGCGAGCUCGCAAAGACGUGCGACGUCCUCACCGUUGAGAUCGAGCACGUCAACGCCGACGUCCUCGCCGCUGUCGUCAACGAGGGUCUCUGUGAUGUCCAGCCCUCGCCAGCCACCAUCCGCCUCAUCCAGGACAAGUACAUCCAAAAAGAGCACCUCGCGGCUGCCGGCAUCCCCGUAGCCCCCUUUAAGGCGCUCACCAACCCUUCGACUGAUGACGUUCGGGACCUCGCUGCCACCCUCGGCCUGCCGAUGAUGCUCAAGGCACGCACGCUCGCCUACGAUGGCCGCGGUAACGCGCCUCUGAAGAGCACAGACGACAAGGCCAUCUCUGACGCCCUCGCGUUCCUCGGCGACAGACCGUUGUACGCAGAGGGCUGGGCGCCAUUCGUCAAGGAGGUCGCAGUCAUGGUCGUGCGCAACACGGCCGGCGAGGUCCGCUCGUACGAUGCAGUUGAGACGGUGCACCGCGACAGCAUCCUGCGUGUGUGCUCUGCUCCGCUGCGCGCGGACGGCGCGGCGAUGCGUGGCGUCAAUGUUCGUGCGCGCCAGCUCGCUGAGCGUGCCGUCGCCACCCUUGACGGUGCCGGAGUGUUUGGCGUCGAGAUGUUCCUCCUCCCCGACGGCAGCCUGUUGCUCAACGAGAUCGCGCCCCGGCCUCACAACUCUGGCCACCACACCAUCGAGGCCUGCAACACCAGCCAGUACGAGAACCACCUCCGUGCUAUCCUCGCCUUGCCCCUCGGCGACACCAGCCUCCGCGUUCCGGCCGCCGCGAUGGUCAACGUCCUCGGUGUCGACGGCAACAUGGGCCCUGUCGAGCAGAUGGCCGACGACGCGCUCGCCGUCCCUGGCGCCACCGUGCAUCUCUACGGAAAGGCUGAGAGCCGCAAGGCGCGCAAGAUGGGCCACAUCACCGUCACUGGCUCGAGCGACGCCGAGGUCCAGUCGCGCGUGCGCACCCUGCUCUCGCAGCAGCCCGACCUGGACCAGAAGUUCAUCGACUCGGUCGCUCCUCCCUCGGUGGCCGGUCACAGUCACACCGCGCCGCUUGUUGGGAUCAUCAUGGGCUCGGACUCUGACUUGCCUACCAUGCUCCCCGCCACCAAGAUCCUCGACAAGUUUGGCGUGCCCUACGAGCUGACGAUCACCAGCGCCCACCGCACCCCUGACCGCAUGGUGACGUACGCGCGCUCGGCCGCGAGCCGCGGCCUCCGCGCCAUCAUCGCAGGCGCGGGCGGCGCAGCCCACCUUCCCGGCAUGGUGGCGAGCGAGACGAGUGUGCCGGUUAUCGGCGUGCCCGUCAAGGCGUCCGUGCUCGACGGCGUCGACAGCCUGUACUCGAUCAUCCAGAUGCCCCGCGGCAUCCCUGUCGCCACCGUCGGCAUUAACAACAGCACCAACGCUGCCCUCCUUGCCGUGCGCAUCCUCGGCACCUCGGUGCCCUCGUGGCAGCGCGAGACCGAGGGAUACCAGCACGCUCUUGAGCAGGAGGUGCUCGGCAAGGCCGACGUCCUCGAGAACAUGGGCUGGGACCAGUACGUCAAGGACGUGCUCAAAAAGUAG
Cutaneotrichosporon cavernicola is the source of this 1758-nucleotide messenger RNA. RefSeq lists its product as uncharacterized. The transcript is spliced from 2 exons. The record is from RefSeq and is a predicted model, not a curated record. Gene Ontology annotation, molecular function: phosphoribosylaminoimidazole carboxylase activity; metal ion binding; ATP binding. Gene Ontology annotation, biological process: 'de novo' IMP biosynthetic process. The coding region runs from base 1 to 1758 and encodes 585 amino acids. NCBI's taxonomy places the organism in Eukaryota, Fungi, Basidiomycota, Tremellomycetes, Trichosporonales, Trichosporonaceae.